AUGGAGCCUUGGGUAAUAAUAAUCAUAGCUAUUGCUUCUUGUGUUGGUGUUUUGAUAUUUAUCGUGGCCUUAGCUGGGGGUCGUGAUGACAGAGGGGCCGGAGGAGGGGAGGAUCAUGGCGGAGGCGGAGAGGAUGAGGGAGGUCUAAGAGGUCGUGGUUAUUCUGGGGGUCAUGUAGGAUUUUGGAGUAGCGGUGGAGGUGGCAGCAGCUGGUUUGGUGGUGGUGGAGGUUUUGGCGGCGGUGAUGGAGGUUUUGGUGGCGGUGGUGGUGGUGGUGGUGGUGGCGGUGAUGGAGGUGGAGGUGGCGGUGGAGGAGGCGGAGGCGGAGGAGGUUGCUGA
Molecule: messenger RNA, 339 nt
Organism: Brassica rapa (field mustard)
Lineage: Eukaryota; Viridiplantae; Streptophyta; Magnoliopsida; Brassicales; Brassicaceae
Product: glycine-rich protein 2-like
Source: RefSeq, a predicted model, not a curated record